Molecule: messenger RNA, 976 nt
Organism: Lolium perenne
Lineage: Eukaryota; Viridiplantae; Streptophyta; Magnoliopsida; Poales; Poaceae
Product: heavy metal-associated isoprenylated plant protein 20-like
Molecular function (GO): metal ion binding
Source: RefSeq, a predicted model, not a curated record
ACCGCGCUAGCCAAAAUCCUGGCUCCGCCUACUGCAACACACAACCGAGCUGUGCCUGCACGACGACAUGGCCACCGUCGUCAGUCCCAUGAGAGAGGGCCUCUCGCAGCAGAGCACCACGACAUCGACACGGGCCUCAUUUUUCCCCGACGCCUUCGUGCUCUCUUGUCAGACUCCACGCCACCACCAGCAACAUCCCUCUCUCCUGUCCCCUCCCGAGUGCCAUUGCCUUCUUCAGGUAGCCAAUGAACAGUUCCUUGCUCGCUCGCUCCCCCCAUACAAAGCCAGACAAUGCCGACCCACUAUGCACACCUCCAUAGCAACAGCAGCUAGCUCAGCUAGUAGCUAGGCUAGGCUUCUUCACUCAUGGGAGGCACCUUGAAGCAGCUGGUGCUCGGCCUGUUGGGAGCGGCGAGUGGAGGCCACGGAGGCAAGAAGAAGAAGGAGAGGAGGCAGCUGCGGCAGACGGUGGAGUUGAGGGUGAGGAUGGACUGCGAGCGGUGCGAGCGUCAGGUCAGGAAGGCCCUCACCGGCAUCAGAGGGGUGGAGCAUGUGGAGGUGAACCGCAGGCAGCAGAGGGUGACCGUCACCGGCAGCGUCGACCCACACAAGGUCCUGCGGAGGGCCCGUUCCACGGGCAAGCAGGCGGAGCUGUGGCCCCAGCAGAAUCCUUGCUACAACGGCGCCGCCGUCAUGGCCCACCACGGCGCCAUCGGAGCUGUCCAGGCCCACGAAAGGUGGGCACCGCCCGUCUUUCCCAGACACCCCGACGCCAUGGGCGCCGGCGCCGAGCACAUCACCGACCUGUUCAGCGACGAAAACCCGAACGCCUGCACUGUCAUGUGAUGCUACUACGUUUCAGGUAGCUAGUUAUUAUUUUUUUUGACCUGGGUAGCUAGUUAUCUUAGGAGGAGUUUGUUUUGUGUCUGUCAUUGUCAUCUCGUCACUAUCUUUGUUAGAUCUUGUGUGAUGCCAA